CUCAGGUCAGCAGUUCGAGACCAGCCCGGCCAACAUGGUGAAAGCCCCGUCUCUACUAAAAAUACAAAAAUUAGCUGGGCAUGGUGGCGCGCGCCUGUAAUCCCAGCUACCUGGGAGGCAGAGACAGGAGAAUCGCUUGAACCUGGGAGGCAGAAGUUGCAGUGAGCGAAGAUCACUCCACUGCACUCCAGUCUGGGCAACAGAACGAGACUCCGUUUCAAAAAUUAAAUAAAUAAAAAUAAAACAUAGCUUCGUGUUGUUUUGGUCCUUAAAAAGGCAAAUAAAUUUAACAUCCCAAUGUCGCGGAUUCACAGAACGAACACUUUUUAUUAAUAACUAUACUUGGUUUUGUUUUCAGCUGUCGUUAUUUGUGCAACAACAUUAAAAAACAAGCAGAAAUAAAACAUUCACGGGACGGAUCCGACCGCAGAUUGCGAGAGCUGUCUUUUCAAUCAGCCACCAACAGCGGCGGCACACAAUUUGCGCGUAGGCAACUCUAAUGCCCGCCCCAGCGCGCCCUACACUUUGCGCAGGCGCAGAUCCUAACUUUGGCGUCCUUGUGGGCGGCCUUCGUGUGAGACGCAUAGUAUUCUGGGAACGCUGGAGACGGAAGUUAAUUCGUCUAUAGCUCCAGACGCUGGUGGCUUCUGUGCGCUCUUUUGUCUUUUCGGUUUCUAGAGUUAGGAACUCGGGAAUCUUUUGGCAGUAUGUACGACGCGGAUGAGGAUAUGCAGUAUGAUGAGGAUGAUGAUGAAAUCACUCCGGAUUUGUGGCAAGAAGCAUGCUGGAUUGUAAUCAGUUCCUAUUUUGAUGAGAAAGGGUUGGUCAGACAACAGCUGGAUUCUUUUGAUGAGUUUAUUCAGAUGUCUGUUCAAAGAAUUGUGGAAGAUGCUCCACCUAUAGACCUACAAGCUGAAGCUCAGCAUGCUAGUGGAGAAGUUGAAGAACCGCCAAGAUAUUUACUGAAGUUUGAACAAAUUUAUCUUUCCAAGCCUACCCAUUGGGAAAGAGAUGGUGCUCCUUCACCAAUGAUGCCCAAUGAAGCUAGAUUAAGAAAUCUCACGUAUUCUGCUCCACUUUAUGUCGAUAUAACAAAAACAGUCAUUAAAGAAGGUGAAGAACAACUUCAGACUCAACAUCAGAAAACUUUUAUAGGAAAAAUUCCAAUUAUGUUGCGGUCAACUUACUGCCUUUUGAAUGGCUUGACAGAUCGUGAUCUUUGUGAGUUAAAUGAAUGUCCUUUGGAUCCUGGUGGCUAUUUCAUUAUUAAUGGAUCAGAAAAGGUUCUGAUUGCCCAAGAGAAAAUGGCAACAAACACAGUUUAUGUGUUUGCCAAAAAGGAUUCUAAAUAUGCCUACACAGGAGAGUGUAGAUCCUGUCUGGAGAAUUCUUCCCGACCCACCAGUACUAUAUGGGUUAGCAUGCUGGCAAGAGGAGGACAGGGUGCAAAAAAGAGUGCUAUUGGUCAGCGCAUUGUGGCAACUCUACCAUAUAUCAAGCAAGAAGUUCCCAUCAUUAUUGUGUUCAGAGCAUUAGGUUUUGUGUCUGACAGAGAUAUUUUAGAACACAUUAUUUAUGAUUUUGAAGAUCCAGAGAUGAUGGAAAUGGUUAAACCUUCUCUUGAUGAAGCUUUUGUCAUCCAAGAACAGAAUGUUGCACUAAAUUUCAUUGGUUCAAGAGGGGCAAAGCCUGGUGUUACUAAAGAGAAAAGAAUUAAAUAUGCAAAGGAAGUUUUACAAAAAGAAAUGCUCCCUCAUGUUGGUGUCAGUGAUUUUUGUGAGACCAAAAAAGCCUAUUUCUUGGGAUAUAUGGUUCAUAGGUUACUUCUAGCAGCUUUGGGUAGAAGAGAACUAGACGACAGAGAUCACUAUGGAAACAAGAGAUUGGAUCUUGCUGGGCCGUUGCUUGCAUUUUUAUUUAGAGGUAUGUUUAAGAAUUUACUUAAAGAAGUGCGAAUCUAUGCACAGAAAUUUAUUGAUCGAGGAAAGGAUUUUAACUUGGAGUUGGCGAUUAAAACACGGAUUAUAUCUGAUGGCCUAAAAUACUCGUUAGCUACUGGAAACUGGGGUGAUCAAAAGAAAGCUCAUCAAGCCAGAGCUGGAGUAUCUCAGGUGUUAAACCGCCUGACUUUUGCGUCUACUCUUUCUCACCUGCGUCGUUUAAAUUCUCCUAUUGGUAGAGAUGGCAAGCUAGCAAAACCAAGACAGUUGCAUAAUACGUUGUGGGGAAUGGUGUGUCCUGCUGAGACCCCAGAGGGCCAUGCUGUAGGACUUGUGAAGAAUUUAGCUUUGAUGGCAUAUAUUUCAGUUGGAUCUCAACCAUCUCCAAUUCUGGAAUUUUUAGAAGAAUGGAGUAUGGAAAAUUUGGAAGAAAUUUCUCCUGCAGCUAUUGCUGAUGCAACCAAAAUUUUUGUUAAUGGCUGCUGGGUUGGAAUACAUAAAGAUCCCGAACAACUUAUGAAUACCCUAAGGAAACUGCGACGUCAGAUGGACAUCAUUGUGUCUGAGGUUUCUAUGAUCAGAGAUAUUCGAGAGAGGGAGAUUCGGAUCUAUACAGAUGCAGGCCGUAUUUGUAGACCACUUCUGAUUGUGGAAAAACAAAAGUUACUUUUGAAGAAGAGGCAUAUUGAUCAAUUGAAAGAGAGAGAAUAUAACAACUACAGUUGGCAGGAUCUUGUGGCCAGUGGGGUAGUGGAAUAUAUUGAUACUCUGGAAGAAGAAACAGUGAUGCUUGCAAUGACUCCAGAUGAUUUACAGGAGAAAGAAGUAGCUUAUUGUUCUACAUACACACACUGUGAGAUUCAUCCAUCAAUGAUCCUUGGUGUCUGUGCAUCUAUUAUUCCCUUUCCUGAUCAUAACCAGUCCCCUAGAAACACAUACCAGUCUGCUAUGGGUAAGCAGGCUAUGGGAGUUUACAUUACCAACUUCCAUGUUCGCAUGGACACAUUGGCCCAUGUUCUCUAUUAUCCUCAAAAGCCACUUGUGACUACACGGUCCAUGGAAUAUCUACGAUUUAGAGAGCUGCCAGCAGGCAUUAACUCAAUUGUGGCCAUUGCAUCAUACACUGGAUAUAAUCAGGAAGACUCUGUUAUCAUGAAUCGUUCAGCUGUAGACCGCGGCUUCUUCAGGUCUGUUUUCUAUCGCUCAUACAAAGAACAGGAGUCUAAAAAAGGAUUUGAUCAAGAAGAAGUUUUUGAGAAGCCUACACGUGAAACAUGCCAGGGCAUGAGGCAUGCCAUUUAUGACAAGCUGGAUGAUGAUGGUUUGAUAGCUCCAGGGGUUCGUGUAUCAGGAGAUGAUGUUAUUAUAGGCAAAACAGUCACCUUGCCUGAAAAUGAAGAUGAAUUGGAGAGCACUAAUAGACGCUAUACCAAGAGGGACUGUAGCACUUUUCUCAGAACUAGCGAGACGGGCAUUGUGGAUCAGGUUAUGGUAACUCUCAACCAGGAAGGAUAUAAAUUUUGUAAAAUAAGGGUCCGCUCUGUUAGAAUUCCGCAGAUUGGAGACAAAUUUGCUAGUCGACAUGGUCAAAAGGGUACUUGUGGUAUUCAGUAUAGACAAGAGGAUAUGCCUUUCACCUGUGAAGGUAUCACCCCUGAUAUCAUCAUAAAUCCCCAUGCCAUCCCCUCUCGUAUGACUAUUGGUCACUUAAUUGAAUGCCUUCAAGGGAAGGUAUCAGCUAACAAGGGUGAAAUUGGUGAUGCUACUCCAUUUAAUGAUGCUGUUAACGUGCAGAAAAUUUCUAAUCUUUUAUCCGAUUAUGGCUAUCAUCUCAGAGGAAAUGAGGUCCUGUACAAUGGGUUCACUGGUCGAAAAAUCACAUCACAAAUAUUUAUUGGCCCCACUUACUACCAGCGUUUGAAGCAUAUGGUGGAUGAUAAGAUUCACUCUCGUGCUAGGGGACCUAUUCAGAUCCUUAAUAGACAGCCCAUGGAGGGUAGAUCUCGUGAUGGUGGUCUGCGUUUUGGAGAAAUGGAACGAGAUUGCCAGAUUGCCCAUGGAGCAGCCCAGUUUUUAAGGGAAAGAUUGUUUGAGGCAUCAGAUCCAUAUCAGGUUCAUGUUUGCAACCUUUGUGGAAUAAUGGCGAUUGCCAACACCAGGACCCAUACAUAUGAAUGCAGGGGCUGCCGCAAUAAAACCCAGAUUUCUUUGGUGCGAAUGCCUUAUGCAUGCAAACUAUUGUUUCAGGAACUUAUGUCUAUGAGUAUUGCACCACGAAUGAUGAGUGUUUAGCUAUUUUACAAGACACGACAAGAUACUUAAAAAUAUCUUGGUGUUAGGGCCGGGCGCGGUGGCUCAAGCCUGUAAUCCCAGCACUUUGGGAGGCCGAGGCGGGUGGAUCACAAGGUCAAGAGAUCGAGACUAUCCUGGUCAACAUGGUGAAACCCCGUCUAUACUAAAAAAUAUACAAAAAAUUAGCUGGGCAUGGUGGUGCAUGCCUGUAAUCCCAGCUACUCAGGAGGCUGAGGCAGGAGAAUUGCCCGAACCCAGGAGGCGGAGGUUGCUGUGAGCCGAGAUCGCGCCAUUGCACUCCAGGCUGGGUAACAAGCGCGAAACUCCGUCUCAAAAAAAAAAAAAAAAAAAAAAAAAUCUUGGUGUCUUGUUUCUAUUGUGUGGCUUUUAAAAAAUGACAAAUAUGUACUGUGUUGUGAUAAAAAGUUUUAUUUGUUUAAUGAUACGCAUGCUUUUCUUUUGUAAAUAUAUAAUAAAUUUUUGUAGAUAA
Messenger RNA from Callithrix jacchus (white-tufted-ear marmoset), 4722 nucleotides. RefSeq names its product RNA polymerase II subunit B (gene POLR2B). Gene Ontology annotation, molecular function: ribonucleoside binding; DNA binding; DNA-directed RNA polymerase activity. Gene Ontology annotation, biological process: DNA-templated transcription. NCBI's taxonomy places the organism in Eukaryota, Metazoa, Chordata, Mammalia, Primates, Cebidae. The record is from RefSeq and is a predicted model, not a curated record.